This is a messenger RNA of Trichoderma gamsii, 939 nucleotides long. RefSeq names its product solute carrier family 25, member 46. The coding region runs from base 1 to 939 and encodes 312 amino acids. The record is from RefSeq and is a predicted model, not a curated record. NCBI's taxonomy places the organism in Eukaryota, Fungi, Ascomycota, Sordariomycetes, Hypocreales, Hypocreaceae. The transcript has 3 exons.
AUGUCGACCACCGUAGGCGGUUUCGCCGCAGGCGCUCUGGCAGCUUGCGGAGCCGUCACAGUCACCCACCCGGCCGAGGUGCUCAAGAUCCGACAGCAGCUGCAGGGCGAGCUGCAAACCAAAGGCGCCCAGCCGCAGUACUAUCGCGGCCCCAUCCACGGCAUCAGCGUCAUCGUCAAGAACGAGGGCAUCAAGGGCAUCUACCGCGGUCUGGGCGCCGCCUACGUCUACCAGGUGCUGCUCAACGGCUGCCGCCUCGGCUUCUACGAGCCCAUACGCAAGUCGCUCGCCACGCUGUUCCUCAAGAACGAGAACGCGCAGAACCUGGGCAUCAACGUCUUCGCCGGCGCCUCGUCCGGCAUCCUCGGUGCGGCUGCUGGCAGUCCCUUCUUCCUCGUCAAGACCCGUCUGCAGAGCUUCUCGCCCGUGCGGCCCGUGGGCACGCAGCACAACUACCGGAAUGCCUGGGAUGGACUGAGACAAAUCUAUCGUGGCGAGGGCUUCUUGGGCCUGUACCGCGGCAUCACGGCGGCCAUGGUUCGAACGGGCUGCGGCUCUUCGGUCCAGCUGCCCACGUAUUUCCUAGCAAAGAGACAGCUGGUCAAGCACGCCGGCAUGGAGGAGGGCCCAGCUCUGCAUCUCAGCAGCAGCGCUGUCAGCGGCUUCGUUGUGUGCUGCUUCAUGCACCCCCCUGAUACCAUCAUGUCUCGUCUGUACAACCAGCACGGCAACCUCUACAGCGGCAUCUUCGACUGCCUCGGAAAGACGAUCCGAACCGAAGGAAUCUUUGCCAUCUACAAGGGCUUCAUCCCUCACCUGGCCCGAAUUCUCCCCCACACCAUCUUGACUCUCUCCUUGGCCGAACAAACCGCCAAGCUCGUCAGAAAGGUUGAGCACCGCGUCCUGCCCAUGCUAGGGUAUGAGGAAGGGCGCCUAUAA